CAGGGAUUAGCUAUUUAAAGUUCACUCUCUCGACGCCACAGGAGGGACAUUUCCACAGGACGCACUAGGACUGAAGCCCGCUUUAUCGAGGAGGAGGUGUAGUACUGGGGGGUGGGACGGCUGAAGUGCUCGCUAAACAGUCUACUCUGAGUUUUACCAGAGCUUUUCAUCAUGGGUGUAAGCAUGUUGCAGUGUUUUCCCUUCUACAGACAAUGUAAAGAGAGAUGCAAGAGCAAACAGUGCCCCCCAGCGUCAGCACCUGAUGAGGAGAUGAAGCCCCGCCUGGCCUCCACCACAUCCUGGGGCAGUGACAGCGAAGGAGGGGGAAGCCUUAGUCGGGGCUCCCAGGUCUACUUCUCCUCCAAAGCCAGGCUGUCUUUUCGACACCAGUUGGACAGCAACGUCAAUGCAGUGGACGCCACCUACUGAGGAGCACUCAUGGACUCCCAAAUAUUUGGAGCACUCCUCAGGACGUCCACGUGAUGAAUGUUAGCCCCACCUCUGUGGACCUUUUUCUCAAGAGACAAAAGACAUGGAGAUGAGUUUACAGUUGACAAACAAGUGCAUUAUUUCUCCUGCUUCAUUACAUUUUGUGGACUACGUAAGUGGACGUUUGGGUGACAUGGUCUGCGGGAACAGCAAAAGCCUUCUAUUUUUAAAAGAGAAAAAGCUUCUGUUACAAUUUAUGACGAUGCAAAUAGAGAUGACACAUUUCAGAUGAUGCUAAUCAUGUUUCUCACCUCUUUCUCAACCUCUCUCUAUGCUUGCAUUUAAUAGAUUUUUUUAAAACUUCAUUGGAAUGAAAAUAAGUGUGAACCAUGUGGUGAAAAAACAAAUGUUUAUUGUUUGACUAAUUUACAGCAGAUAAAGUGUCAACACUA
This is a messenger RNA of Dunckerocampus dactyliophorus (ringed pipefish), 881 nucleotides long. RefSeq lists its product as uncharacterized. The transcript has 3 exons. Lineage: Eukaryota; Metazoa; Chordata; Actinopteri; Syngnathiformes; Syngnathidae. The record is from RefSeq and is a predicted model, not a curated record. The coding region runs from base 172 to 429 and encodes 85 amino acids.